Molecule: messenger RNA, 7224 nt
Organism: Mya arenaria
Lineage: Eukaryota; Metazoa; Mollusca; Bivalvia; Myida; Myidae
Product: integrator complex subunit 1-like
Exons: 45
Coding region: 87-6476 (2129 amino acids)
Biological process (GO): U2 snRNA 3'-end processing
Cellular component (GO): integrator complex
Source: RefSeq, a predicted model, not a curated record
GCGUAAGACAACGUUUUGUUGUGAAAAUAGCGCAAUAAAAACAACCGGUAUGAGAAAUAAAUAGAUAUUAAAUCUUUUCGAUCAAAAUGGACAGAGGGAAAUCAAUAUUAGGCAAAAAGGCCUUGAAAGGGAAAGGCGCAAUGCCCCCAGGCGACUUGUUUGCGCUGGGAAGCAAGCCUUCUCGCUCUGGCGACUCUGGUUCACAAAAGGCUGGUGGGGGGACAUCUGGGAUGGAGAAGAAAACUCCGUCAUUUGGAGAAAAACUUACUUCAUUUGGGGAAAAGCUGGCAUCCUUUGGGGAGAGAAAGCGUGAGUCAUCCAGUCUGUUGGCACCAGGGGCAUCCAAAAAACCAAAGAUUCUUGCAAGUGGGCAGAUGUUUACCCCUCUUGGACGGCCAACUGACCGGGAGGCAGACAGACGGGCGUCACCAAUACCUCCCAUCAGCCAAGCAUAUGAAGAAUUGGCAAUUGAAGUGGAUCACACAUCAUUCCUGUCUGAAGUUAUAUGUGCUGAUGACAAUAACGACUUUGAGCGUGUGGAGGGUCUGUUGUGUGGAGCUGUGAAACACCUGCAUCAGCACCGAUUCAAACCAGACCAGGUCCUCUACCUCGCCCUCAUGCACCUUGCCAAGAACAAACCCAACAUAUUCAACAGUGAGACAACCAUUGAGGCAUUUUGUACGCUGUUAAGGAGAGACAUGUCACUGAACUUCAAGUCUAAAGGCAAUAGCCUCGUGUCUGUGUUGACGUGCAAUGUCCUCGUGCAAGCAUAUGUAGACGAGAGCAACUGGCCUGAUGACUUUGUCAAGGUGUUUGUGGAUGACUCGCUAGGUGAGCGUGUGUGGGUGGACCGGGCAGACUGUCGAGGCUUUGUGGACAAUAUUUCCACGGCCUUUCAAACCAACAUGCCCAAGUGUGGCAUCUCUACACUUGAUAUGAAGUCAGACUCAGCCCCAGGAUCAGCGAGCCCGGUGAUUGGGAUAAGCGAGGAUGAUGACAGUAAGAUGGAGAUUGAGGUGGAGAAAUCAGGCACUGAGAAAGAACAACACAACAUUCCCAUCAGCCCAAGGUACCCCUAUCAGCUAGACAACAUUGAGUCGUUCGUAAUGGACAUUGUCCGAGAGCAGUUACUCAAGCGACAGCUGAUGGAUGCAUCUGCCAAGAGCCUCAUCAAGCUGAUGACAGCCACCUGUGGCUACGCUGAGGUUAGACAGCUGGCCGCACAAAAACUUGAGCUUUGGCUGCAGAACCCUAAGUUGGCGCGAGUGUCUCAGGAGCUAUUGAUGUCAGUGUGCAUGAACUGCGACAAGCACGAGAAUGGCGAUCUGGAGGUGAUCGCCAUGCUCAUCAAGAUGAGGAUGAAAACCAAGCCCCUUAUCAACCACUAUGUCGCCUGCAUCAGGGAGCUGCUUGGCCAACAUGAGAAGAACCUACAGGUAGUGCUUACCCAGACCAUCUAUAACGAGCUGUCCACCAGUCGGAACCCCAACAACAUGUCUCUUAUAGGUGUCAUGUUCCAGACAAAACCGGAGACUGCUGCACAGAUUUUGGCUGAGAUCUUCCAGGAACUACUUACAAACAAGGACGACUACCUGCGCGCCCUGCGAGCACUGACGCGCGAGAUUGUACGUACACUGAGGCAUGACUUCAACUUCUCCGCAUUCUGUCUUGCCCUCAUGCAGCCAAGAACAGAGUCCAAGUUUACUGACAUGGAACAGGCUUUUAAGGAACGUUACGUUCUGGGUGUGGCUGACCUGGUCUCAAUGUGCAUUCUACAGGCUGUCACUCCGUCAGUCAGGGAAGUUGUCUCGGCCCUUGCCAGGGGAGAUAGGAAAGAUAUGGAGGUGUUAUACAGCUACCAGACGUUGGUGGCUACGAUCCAGAGAGAUGGCAUCUGGUGGAUGCACACCAUCGUUCCGAACUUCCUCGAGCUUAAACAACAAGAAUACAUAUUUUGUGUGCGGAAAGUUUUGUUCAUGGAAGGAGCUGACCAGUACAGCAAGGACAACUGGCCCGCAGAGGCUGACAGAGCAGUGUUGUUGCGGCUUGCCAUAGAGUGUCCAGUGCUGGAGGACACAUUGAUGAGACUGUUUGUGAUUGGUCUGUCUCGGGAUCUCCCCCUCCCCCCACCCGACGCUGUGGAAUAUGCAGAUGUUCUCAUCAGGAGGGCCGCCAACUUGAAUGCUGAUGGUCGUGAUGUGCUACUAGUAGAGAGAUUGGAGUUCUUUGAUGCCCUGCUCAACCUGUGUACAUACAGACAUCCUGAAAACAUCACCCUACCAUCUGGGUACACCCCGCCCCAACUGGCCAUCUCCAACCUGUACUGGAAGGCCUGGAUUAUCCUGCUUGUCAUCUCAGCAUUUAAUCCAGCCACCUUUGGUCUGUCAGCAUGGGAGAAUUACCCAACCCUGAAAUGCCUGAUUGAGAUGGUGAUGACAAACAACUACAAGUUUCCCCCACCCACUACUGCCGUCGAUGAUGCUGCCAUCGAGGAGGUCAGGGCUCGCGAAAGACAGCUCAGCGAACAGGAGAAGCAGGAAAUCCUUGAGUUUGAAGGACAUCUGGCAGCCUCUACCACCAAAGUGACCAUCACCGAGGCUAACAGUCUCCUCAUAGCGCAGCUCAAAUCAAUGACGCCAAAUGGCCCAGCAAGGAAGCCCCCACAGGCAAUACUUGAUCAGCUGCGUAGUCUCAACGACUCUCUCAAGAUAGGCCAGAUGUUGUGUAGAAGUAGAAAGCCAGACUUUCUUCUUGACAUCAUACAGAGACAGGGUACGUCUCAGUCAAUGCCAUGGCUGGCAGAGUUGGUGGAGUCAUCUGAGGGCUCGCUGGACGUUCUCCCUGUGCAGUGCCUCUGUGAGUUUCUUCUGCACGAGACCAUCGAGCCCACUCACACGCGACAUGAUGACGAGUCUAUAAAGUUUGAAAAACACAAGAAAAAACAGAAGUUGCGUAAGCAGCAGCAGUUGUUAUCGCGCCUACAGACCCUGGUACAUGAUCCUAAGGGGGACGUCGGGACCACGAAUGAGGUGCUAGACUAUUUCCUGAAACGCCUGGCAUCCACACAGUCAGCUAACAGGGCCCUUGCUACCAAGGGCCUGUCUCUAAUUGUGUCGCGGUCAGAGCUGAGUCCCAGUGAGGAGGGUGGGAGGGAACUGACAGAUGCCCCACCCACUUCCCAUAAAUGGCUGUUACAUUAUAUGGAAAAAAUCCCCAUGUUCUCGACUGUGAAAAGGAAGGUCUGCGAUGCCAUAAGGAAGGCAAUCCAGGUGGAGUCGGACAGCAGUCUGGUGGGGGCGUACAUUGUGUUCCUGUCUCGACACUGCACAGACCUCACCAUACAGGAGAUGGAUGAACUAGCCCUGGAUGUAGCCCAGUUAAUUGUGGAGCGUACGAGCAUAAUGAUAUACAUGUUGCCACAGUCAGAGGGGUCGGUAGUAGAAGGGGAAUCUCGGGACACGCUAGACGCCUUCCUUUCCCUGUUUGUCACAUACAUACGCAAGGCCCGCGAGCCAAACACUGCUGGAUAUACAUGGUCAAACACCCAGGACCAGAUCAUUCUACAGUGGGAGACGGGGGAAUCAGCUACUAUGCACAUCCUAGUCGUCCAUGCUAUGAUCAUCCUUCUGUCAUAUGGACCUGCCCAUGAUGAAAGUGUGUACCGAGAGCUACUAGAGGUUUGGUUCCCGACCGGAGGAAAGCCGCCCUCUGCCUUCCUGCUGGACACUUCUGAGGAGGCCCUGCUUCUCCCAGAGUGGCUCAAACUACGCAUGAUCCGCUCCAACUCGCAACCACUGAUAAAUGCAGCCCUACAGGACCUGGAGCCCAGUCAACUACUUGUGUUUGUCCAGUCAUUCGGAAUCCCUGUGUUCAGCAUGACACGCCUCCUGCAGUGUCUCGACGCAGCUGUGACAGCUGACCCUACAAGCCUGAAGCCAUAUGUAAUGGACCCCUCAUACAUGACACAGCUCAUGGAGGUGCAACACAGACGAGGGGCGCGGGGUGGACAGACAUUCUACACCAUGCUGACUGGUGGCAAGAUGCUGGAAAACCCUCCAGAUACAGAGGAGAUGGACGUGAGCCCCGGUCAGGACAGUGUGUGGUCAGCUCAGGCUCCCAGUGAGGCUGCAACAGAGGCCAUACCUCCCUCCCAUGUGGUCAAUAUGUUGCUACAGGCAUUUGAUCCCUCCGGCAGGCAGAGCCCUGAUACCGAAACACAUUAUAAAACCCUGAAAAUGUCUGUACUGAAGGGCAGUGGGGGAGUGGCCAAUGUAGCUAAAGGACUCUAUGAGAUCCUUUCUGGCGGCUCCGGUCCAGACUUUGUGCGAGCCAUCCAGAGUUCACCAAAAGCCUGCUUGUUGCUGCGUCUCAUUCUAGCAAGGAAGAAUGCUGCUGGGCUAGAUUGUGUUUCCACAAUCAUGGAGAAGCUAUCCCAGUGUUGUCGAGGGGACGCUACACCUCUAGCCAUGCUGGUCAGGGGGUUUAACAAGGCCAGUAAGGUUAAGGCUCAUACUGCGGUGACCUCUAAAAACGGGAAAGGGCCUCUCGCAAGGUCACCUGAAAAAUUCAUGACUGAAGUGCGCCAACUUGAGAAGGAGGGUGGGGACGUUGAAGCCAUGAUAGGACAUAGUCUACAUGAGUCCCUUAUGUCGGGGGAGGAGGGCUCCGCUGCCAGACUUGCUUGUUCUGCUCUUCUUCAGCAUCAGGACCGAUCAGACAGUGGCUUCCUCUUUGCCUCCACAGCAGCGUUAUUUGUUGACUGGCUGGAGCUGGUGGAGCCCGAGGUGGUCAGGUCAGCCCCUGACCUUGAGACACGCCUCCUGUUCUGUCGCCAGGGUGUUGAGACAGGGGAGGGGGUGGGGGCGCGUCACCAUAGCAACCAGCCCUACCUCCUGGCUCUCCUCACCCACCAGUGUAGCUGGGCCACACUCCACCGCUGUGUCACCUCACUGCUACAUCAGCCAGAGAAACGGUUUGACCCGGUAUCAGUGCUGGACUUCCUGUGGGCCUGUAUCCACGUCCCUAAACUCUGGCAGGGGCGGGAGAGGAGAACACCAAAGAAUGUUGACAUAGAAGAUGUGCUUGGCUUGACUGGACCCCAGCUUGUGGUUCUGGUUCACUACAUUAUAGAGGAGGCUAACAAUCUACUGGGAGCCAUAAACCACAAACUAUCUUCGACCAAUCAGAAUUUAGAUAAACUGGAAGCCAAUGAAAUGCCUGCUACUCUCAGAAACAGGAUGCCGUUGUUGAAAGCCUGUGUUUGUGACCAAGAAGAAAAAGUGAAAGCUGUUGUUGACUUUCUUGAGAAAAAAAUCAAAGAUAACAGUGACUGUGCUGGGUUGUAUGGUGGUUUACUGAGGGAGCUGUACCUUCAGUACCCGUACUUGCUGGCCUGGAUAUCCGACACAAGCAACCUCACUGCUCAACCAACCAUCUCCAAUGCACACACACAGAUGGAUCUGAUCUCCCACCGCCUGCUCACCGGCUUGUACCAGCCCGGGGGCAGCACCAGCAAAAUUGAGGAUGUAAAUAUUGCCUGUCGGAAACUCGCCUCACACCAUCCCACACUCAUGCUCAGACAGUUGCCCGCCAUUGUGGGCCUACUAAAGGGAAAGACAGGGUUCACGUUUACUGAGUUCCGACAGCGGAACCUUCUCUUACUGUACGAACAUGUUUUGGGAAUCCUCGAGUUACUGGUGCCUGCUGUGUUUGAACACAAGCUGCUCAACACCGUCCUGGAUGAGUACUUCAGCUUCCUUCAGGCAUAUGGCCAGUUGACAUUGAGGAAGCUUGUUGGACUGAUAUCUCGCCUCGUACAGUUCCUGAACCAGUAUGUGGGUCACCGGCCCGUCCAGGCCACUGCCCUCCUACAGAUGCAUGUCAUUGUACUCAACAUGGUGUCAAGCCACUUGCCUGAACUAAGUGUUCUGAAGUCUCUGUUGGCAGGCCUCUCCCUCCCUCGUAAAGAGCGGGCUGGCCCAACCCCAGGGUCAAGCAAUGUACUCCCCAGCCGUCCGGCCUCUCCCCUAACCAUGUCUCAUAUGGGACCUUUCCUCCACCGGAUCAGGAAAGACAACUCUGAAGAGGUGCUUAAUGUUCUUCAAGACAUCGAUGAGACUUCAAAGCGCAAACUUGAAAUUCUAGAGCACUUUGUUGAGGAUCUGAAACGCUUGAUGCUGGCGCCAGAUGACGCGUGUCGUAACACAGCAUUUGAACUCACAAAACGUCUGCUUCAGAAUAAUCCAAAGAAAGCAGAGGACUUUGUGCCCACGUUCCUACACUGUCUGGAGAAUGAUCGUCCUGACAUCGUCAUGUCCGCUCUCACCAACCUACCGGAGUUUACACUGCUCUGUCAGGAAUAUGCAACAGUGAUCUUGCAGAGGGCCCUGACAGCUGGUAUUUGUUCAUCCAUCGAGACAAGCUCCUACAUCAGUGAGAGCCUACAGCUCCUGAACCUUGACCUUGCCUCAGGGUGACCUUUAUCUCCAGCUCAUGACCUUGAGACAUCUCCUGGCUUCCAUCUUCUGCGGUGUUGCAUUGACCUUGUUAUUGUCUCUUCUGUGGAAUUAUAACUUAUUGAUCUUGAGGGUUCUACUACUUUGCCAUUGGAAUGGUAUCAGGCUGACUUGGACUACAAGUAGUAUUACUACUUGGUAUUAAAAUGGCAUUCAGUGUACUUCUGCCAACCACCUGAAGUUAUGAGGACAGUGCUGACUUUACCUCUCUGUAUAGGAUUACAUAGACUUUGCCUGAGGCAAAUAUUGAUUUAAUAACUUUAACAUAUCUAGUAACUGACUGCAACAGCUACUACCAUUGACCUUGAAAUGGUCGAAGGGGCUGACUUUUGGGAGGUCACCUGAGUGACCUCUAUGGAUUACAUAAACUUUACCUUAGGCAAAUAUUCACACGUUUCUCAUAACCUUGACAUAUCUAGUAUUUAAGUUGAACAGCUACUACCUUUGACCUUGAAUAGGUCUAAGAGUUACAUGAACAUCUCUUACAUCAACAAUUUCACUUAAACUUAUAUGCUUAAGCAAUGACCUUCAGUUAGCUGAGUUUGAAUGUAAAAAGUAAUGUACUUCUAGUUUUUAACAGUUGUUGACUUGUCAUUCUAACUCUUUUAAGAGCUGUCUGGGUCAUGCAUCAUAAGUUGAAUUUCCAGAAAUGAUUAAAAGUGUCCUAUAUUGUACCGGUAUAUAGUUUCCCAUGUUUGCAUUGGAAUAA